Messenger RNA from Microcebus murinus (gray mouse lemur), 1681 nucleotides. It is a transcript of the gene ASGR2, whose product is annotated as asialoglycoprotein receptor 2. The record is from RefSeq and is a predicted model, not a curated record. NCBI's taxonomy places the organism in Eukaryota, Metazoa, Chordata, Mammalia, Primates, Cheirogaleidae.
AAGGGAAAGGGAGGAGGGACGGAGGGGAACAGCAAGCAGCUCCCCCGGCCCCACUGGCCUGGCUCCCCCUCCCAAAUGGUGCGAUGAGGACUGAGGUGACUGGUGUGUGGGGUGGGGACAGCCCAGGAGGCCUUCUUCCUGGGGAUCUCCAGGGAGAGCAGAGCUGGUCCCAUCCCCCACCCCCAGCACUCACUGCCUGAGUUCCAGCUCUGUUUCCACUUCUGUUUACUGUCCAAAGUCCCAGGGGCAGGAGAUGCCAGGUGAGAAUCACUCGGAUACACAGGCUCAGGGACCAGCCCCUUCUCCCCUUUCCCCUGCUCAACUUGUGCCACCCGCCCCAGUUUUCCUGGCUUUAACCCCUCUUGUCCCAGGACUGGGCUGCCCGCGGAGCCGGGAGCCAGCUCCAAACCUUCAGCAGGCUCUACGUUCAAUCCCACCAUCAGCCUCCACGUGAAUCUGCAUCUUAGCACAAGCCCAGCCCUCAGCUCAGCCCCAGCCUCAGGUCCAGCUCCAGCCUGGGCUCGCCAUGGCCAAGGACUCUCAAGACAUCCAGCAGCUGGACUUGGAGGAAAAUGACCACCAACCUCAGCUCGGUAGAAGUGAGGGGCCAGGCACUUGCAGGCAGACUCCCGGGGGAGAAGAUCUACUUUGGAAAGGGCCGCCUGCGCCCCAGUGCUUUGCACAGCGUCUCUGCUCCAUGCUCCGCCUCAGUCUGCUCGUCCUGGGCUUCAACGUCCUGCUGCUGGUGGCCAUCUGUGUGAUUGGGUCCCAAAGCACACAGAUGCGACUGGAGCUGCGGGCCCUGAAGGAAACCUUCAGCAACUUCUCCUCAAGCACCAUAGCGGAGGUCCGGGCUCUGGGCGCCCACGGAGGCAGCGUGGUGGGCAAGUUGACGUCUCUGGGAGCCAAGCUGGAGAAACAGCAGCAGGACCUGAAAGCAGACCAUGCCACCUUGCUCCUUCAUCUGAAGCACUUCCCAGCCGAUCUGCGUGUCCUGUCCUGCCAGAUGGAGGUCCUCUACAGCAACGGCUCGGAAAGGACCUGCUGCCCCGUCAACUGGGUGGAGCACGCGGGCAGCUGCUACUGGUUCUCCCGCUCCGGGAAGCCCUGGCUGGAGGCGGAGAAGUACUGCCAGCUGGAGAACUCGCACUUGGUGGUCAUCAACUCCUGGGAGGAGCAGAAGUUCAUUGCACAACACACAAGCCCCUUUAACGCCUGGAUAGGUCUCACCGACAGCGAUGGCAGCUGGAAAUGGGUGGAUGGUACUGAGUAUAGGCACAACUACAAGAACUGGGCCAUCACCCAGCCAGACAACUGGGAGGGACACGAGCUGGACGGAGGCGAAGACUGUGCUGAAAUGCAGCCGAAUGGCCGCUGGAACGACAAUUUCUGCCUCCAGGUGUUCCGCUGGGUGUGCGAGAAGAAGCGGAAUAGCACCCUGCAGGAGCCCUGAGCCCCACCCCUGCCCGCCCCGCUUCUCUGUUGGGGGCUUUGAAGAAAGGGAGAAAAGUAGAGUCAGGGGCAUAGGGAAGGGUUGAGGAAAGAUGUUAAUAGAAAGGGUGGUUUAAGAGUCUCAAACCCUGGGGAGGCUGAGAUCCCACCUCUUUCCACAAUGCAUUGUAACUAUUCUAAUUUUCAGCCUCCUCAAUGGACUAGGAAAAGAAGAAACAAUUGCUCGAAA